UGAUAUCCUGCAGCAUACAAAAUUCCGGUUGCAUCAUUAAUUUGCAGUUCAGUUCCUUAGUCACAUUGCUAAUGGAUAAGAGCUUAUGUGAUAAUGACGGAACAUAAAGGCAGUUAGACAGGCGUAAAGUAGGAGAAAUAUUAAUUGUUCCCGCCCCCCGGACUUGCGCUAGGUCUCCACUGGCAGUUUGGACAUAGGUUUUUUUUUAUUUUGAAAUGGAUAAAAAAUCUGAGGCAUCAAAUGACAUUGUGUCGGUAGCCCCGCAAUCAAAUACCCAUUGGGUGUCUUUGGUAUGUGAUUGUGAGGUUGAAGAACAUGCUAGGGGUUCAAAAGAAUUUUUACACAGAGUAAAUGGCUGAAUUUGAGGAGUAAUCUGCAAUGUUUUGGCAGUUUUGGGGUCAUUGUGAGUUUUGGGUAAAAUUCGUGGGGCAUUGUGAGGUUUAGGACAGAUCUGGGGUGGUUUCUGGUAUAUUUGGGAGGAAUGGGGUCGGUUUUGGGAUUUUUUAUUUUUCGUGGGUGGAUUUUGGGAUUGGGUAUGAAUCUGGGGUGGGAUUUGUAGUAUAGGGAAAUUAGAGGGGUUGAAUUUGUCUUUUGUAAGAGUCUGGGUAUUUGAUUGAAGAUCUCCCCCAUUCUCGGAAACCCCAGCCGCCUCAACUUUAUUCUUCCUCACUUCUUCCUUGUUUCCCAUCGCAAAGCUGCCGCCGCCGUCGAUGCUCUUCGAUGGAUAGGCCCUUGUCGGAGAAGGCGUCGUCCAGACCCUUGUCGGAGAAGGCGUCGUCAUUUCACGGGAGGGACGCUGAGGACGACAUGCUUCCGAGGCUGGAGGCUGGAGGUAUGGCCGACAUGCUUCCGAGGCUGAGGACGGUGCCGGGCUUGCUGGCCGGCAGAAGAGGCGGCGGGAGUUCGGCAGCUCCACCGAGGACGGUGGAUAGGCGCUGUCCGUCGGUGCGUUUGCCCCGCACCUCAUCUGCUUCUUCCUCCUUUUCCACCGCAAAGCCGCCGACGCUCCUUCACCCUCUGAGAGCUCUAGCGUCGGCGCCGCCGGCUGCUGACUGAAUACUCCGAGAUGUCGAUUGGAAGGAGAAGUCGGUUGCUUAUAACCAGCAAAACCAGAUUCAGGAAUGUGUUGACAUGCUUGUUGCCUCCUCUGUUCAUCCUCACGAUGCUUGAAAUUUUCAUCAUCUUCUUCUUUGUCCCGAAGUUUAGCAGAUUCGCCGCUGGUUUUCUUCGGGUGGCUGAGCCUUCUCCGACCACGGGUUCCUUUUUCAAGCCUCAGUUGAUGCAAGCAUAUGUUGAAAAUGCAGCAAUUCUAUUUGAGAAAAAAUCCACCAGUGAUAAUGUUGUAGAUGAAAGAACAUCCAGUGGUUACGAGUUUAGGUUUCGUACUGGAGUUAGUUCCACAUCAGGAUUAUCUUCUGCAGGAAUUUCGUUAUUUCUUCAGGUACAACAACACCAUAUAUGUUCUUGAUUGAAUCAUUUUUACCAACUGACGACGAUCCAGUAGUGUCAUCAGUAAAAAUUUGAGGACCAAUACCCGCAAGCACAUUAUCCAAAGCAAUCGAAUAAUUUUUAUUCCUAAAAGCGCGUUGAUAUAGACCAAAGUAACGUCCAUGACACCUGUUACCAAUCUGUAGUUUGUCAUCUUUGUUAGAACCUGCAAACAUAUAACA
Messenger RNA from Salvia splendens (bonfire salvia), 1670 nucleotides. RefSeq lists its product as uncharacterized. Lineage: Eukaryota; Viridiplantae; Streptophyta; Magnoliopsida; Lamiales; Lamiaceae. Bases 1067 to 1468 code for a protein of 133 amino acids. The transcript is spliced from 4 exons. The record is from RefSeq and is a predicted model, not a curated record.